AUGGUGCAGUCUGAUGCUCCCCUCUGCAAUACAUGUGGGGAACAAGUGGGACUUAAUGAUAAUGGGGAGGUGUUUGUGGCUUGUCGCGAAUGCAAUUUCCCAAUUUGCAAGGAUUGUUUUGAGCAUGAGAUCAAUGAGGAUCAUAGAGUCUGCAUGAAGUGUGGCACUCCGUAUGAAGAGAGAACAAAGGAGGAGGAGGAGGAGGAGGAUUUCCAUGAGAUAGAAGUUCACGAAAAUCAAUCCACAAUGGCUUCCGAAAUCAGUAACCCUCAGGAUGUUGGACUCCACGCUAGACAUGUCAGUUCAGUAUCCACGGUUGAUAGUGAAGUAAAUGAAGAAUCUGGGAAAUCAUUUUGGAAAAGUAGAGUUGAAAGCUGGAAGGGAAAGGAUAAAAAAAACAAGAAGAAAAAGACUGCACCAAAGGUAGAAAAUGAGGCUUCCGUUCCACCAGAGCAGCAGAUGGAAGAAACACGGCCCACAGAAGCUGCUUCUGCGCCACUUUCAGUAAUUAUUCCAAUGUCAAGAUCCAAAAUUGCACCUUACAGAACUGUGAUAAUAAUGCGAUUGAUAAUAUUGGGUUUUUUCUUCCAUUAUCGAGUUACAAACCCCGUUGAUAGUGCUUUUCCUCUGUGGUUGACAUCUAUCAUCUGUGAGAUCUGGUUUGCAUUUUCAUGGGUGCUAGAUCAGUUCCCUAAAUGGUGUCCUGUCAAUAGGCAAACUUUUAUUGACAAUCUGUCUGCAAGAUUUGAAAGAGAGGGUGAGCCCAAUGAACUUGCUGCUGUUGAUUUCUUUGUCAGUACAGUCGAUCCGUUGAAAGAGCCACCAUUGAUCACUGCUAAUACAGUGCUCUCUAUCCUUGCGGUUGACUAUCCAGUAGAUAAAGUAUCGUGCUAUGUGUCAGAUGAUGGUGCUGCAAUGCUCACAUUCGAAUCUCUUGUGGAGACUGCUGACUUUGCAAGGAAGUGGGUUCCGUUUUGCAAGAAGUUUUCAAUUGAACCAAGAGCACCUGAGUUUUACUUCUCUCAGAAGAUUGACUACCUGAAGGACAAGGUGCAACCUUCUUUCGUGAAGGAGCGUAGAGCAAUGAAGAGAGAUUAUGAAGAGUAUAAAGUACGAGUUAAUGCUUUGGUAGCUAAGGCUCAGAAAACACCAGACGAAGGAUGGACUAUGCAAGAUGGUACACCUUGGCCGGGAAAUAACUCACGUGAUCACCCUGGCAUGAUUCAGGUUUUUCUUGGACACACUGGUGCCCGUGACACAGAAGGAAAUGAACUUCCAAGGCUGGUUUAUGUCUCCAGAGAGAAAAGACCAGGUUACCAACAUCACAAGAAAGCUGGUGCUGAAAAUGCACUGGUGAGAGUGUCUGCAGUUCUCACAAAUGCUCCCUUCAUUCUCAAUCUUGACUGUGAUCAUUAUGUUAACAACAGCAAAGCCGUUCGGGAAGCAAUGUGUUUUCUCAUGGAUCCACAAGUUGGUAGAGAUGUGUGUUAUGUGCAGUUCCCCCAAAGAUUUGACGGUAUUGAUCGUAGUGAUCGAUAUGCCAAUCGCAAUACAGUUUUCUUUGAUGUUAACAUGAAAGGACUUGAUGGCAUCCAAGGACCAGUAUAUGUGGGGACUGGAUGUGUUUUCAAUAGACAAGCACUUUACGGCUAUAGCCCUCCUUCUAUGUCCAGCUUACCAAGAUCAUCAUGCUGUUGCUGCCCCUCAAAGAAGUCCACCACAGAUGGCGUUCACAGAAACGCAAAGCGGGAAGAACUUGAAGCUGCCAUUUAUAAUCUCAAGGAGAUUGACAAUUAUGACGACCAUGAGAGGUCAAUGCUGAUUUCACAGAUGAGCUUUGAAAAAACUUUUGGCUUGUCUACUAUUUUCAUUGAAUCUACACUAAUGGAGAACGGAGGAGUGCCUGAAUCUGCAGAUCCCUCAAUGCUGAUCAAGGAGGCCAUUCAUGUAAUUAGCUGUGGAUAUGAAGAAAAGACUGAAUGGGGAAAAGAGAUUGGCUGGAUUUACGGUUCAGUAACUGAGGAUAUCUUAACGGGGUUCAAGAUGCAAUGCCGAGGAUGGAAAUCAAUUUACUGCAUGCCUUUGAGGCCUGCAUUCAAAGGGUCUGCACCUAUCAAUCUGUCUGAUAGAUUGCACCAAGUCCUUCGAUGGGCACUUGGAUCAGUUGAAAUUUUCCUAAGUAGACACUGUCCCCUCUGGUAUGGAUUUGCCGGAGGUCGUCUCAAAUGGCUGCAGAGAAUGGCUUAUAUAAACACCAUCGUCUACCCUUUUACAUCCCUUCCUCUCAUCGCUUAUUGUUGUUUGCCAGCAAUUUGUCUCCUCACAGGAAAAUUUAUCAUACCAACGCUUUCCAACGUUGCAAGCGUUCUCUUUCUUGGACUUUUUCUCUCAAUUAUAGUAACCAGUGUGCUUGAGCUGCGCUGGAGUGGUGUUAGUAUCGAAGAUUUGUGGCGUAAUGAACAGUUCUGGGUGAUUGGAGGUGUUUCAGCCCAUCUAUUUGCUGUGUUCCAAGGAUUUCUAAAGAUGCUGGCUGGUGUUGACACCAACUUCACUGUCACUGCUAAGGCUGCAGAAGACGGCGAGUUUGGUGAACUUUACCUUGUCAAGUGGACUACUCUCUUGAUUCCACCAACAACCCUUAUCAUUGUUAACAUGGUUGGUGUUGUUGCUGGAUUCUCCGACGCACUUAAUGGGGGUUACGAAUCUUGGGGACCCCUCUUUGGUAAAGUGUUCUUUGCUUUCUGGGUGAUUUUUCAUCUCUAUCCAUUCCUCAAAGGUCUCAUGGGUCGCCAAAACCGCACGCCAACCAUUGUUGUUCUGUGGUCAGUGUUGCUGGCCUCUGUCUUCUCUCUUAUUUGGGUCAAGAUAAAUCCAUUUGUGAACAAAGUUGACAGUGAAACUAUCUCCGAGACCUGCAUUGCCAUAGAUUGUUAA
Sphenostylis stenocarpa is the source of this 2934-nucleotide messenger RNA. NCBI's taxonomy places the organism in Eukaryota, Viridiplantae, Streptophyta, Magnoliopsida, Fabales, Fabaceae. The record is from the annotation of a GenBank genome assembly.